GCAGUACGACGCGCGCCGCCAUCACGCACUGUGGACUUACGACAAAUAUAACCUUAAAGCAGAUUAAUAUAGUAGAGAUUAUUAUAUAGUGUUUGCUAAAAGAGCACAGCAUAGAAGAUAGAAUUCAGAGCCGCGGAGUUGAAGAGGAAAUAGAGCUUAGUGCAGUGGCCAGUGCUCACGUGGAACUCAAACAAAGAGGAGUGUGAAGCUCGGAGGAUGCCGCAGGAGGUGAUAACGGACAAGUCCCUGCAGCGAGAGCUGGCCGACUCCAUCAUCCGCAUGGUGCCGCUCGACGACAUCCGCAUCCUGCUCGCCUGCGGGGCCAAGGUGAACGAGCCGGUGACGCAGGGGCUGCGGCCGCUGCACUACGCGGUGUGGCAGCGGCACGCGGACGCCACGCGGCUGCUGCUGGUGCGCGGCUGCGACCCCAGCGCGACCGACGACUGCGGCUACAGCGCGCUGCACCUGGCGGCCGAGCGCGGCUUCACGGAGCUGGUGCGCCUGCUGCUGGCCAGCGGCGCCGCCGUCUCCUACCGCCCCGACACCGCCGACGACUUCCCCCGCACCACGCACACCGACGAGCCGCUCAGACUCGCCAUACGGAACAAGCACUAUGACGUGGCUCGGCUGCUGCUGGAGCACGGCGCGGACCCCAACAAGCGAUAUUUCUUCGGGUCGGAGAUCAACCUGGUGUCGGAGCCGGAGUACCUGGAGCUGCUGCUGAUGUUCGGCGCGCACCCCGACGCGCGCGAUCGCGCCGGCCUCACGCCGCUCAUGAAGGCCGCAAGACAGAGACAGGGCAUGGAGUCGGUGCUGCUGCUGAUCAGCUACGGCGCCGACGUCAACGCGAUCACGGACGCCCGCAACGACUACAGAACCGUCAUGCACUACGCCGUGCUCAGCGGCAACCCGGACAUGGUGAACCUGCUGAUCAAGCAGGGCGCGCGCGUCAACUACCCGGGCCCCGGCGUCAACCGGCCCAGCCCACUCGACCUCGCCAUACUCAAGGGCGACGUCGAAAUGCUCAAGCUGCUGCUGUCCGCCGGCGCAGACGUUAACGCAUUUAGCUCGGUGAUCGGCACGCCGCUGCACGUCGCCUGCUCCGACAGCAUCACCAACAGACGGGAGAUCGUCAGGGUGCUGCUGGAGAGCGGCGCGGAGCCGAACCUUAAGGUGUACAGCGCGGAGGACGGCGCGCAGCUGCGCCCGCCCCUCGCCGAGUACCUCGCCUCCGACCCCGCGCCCCGCCACCACCUCGUCCGCGCCCUGCUGCGGCACGGCGCCAGGGUGAUAAUGAAGACGCAGUUCCGCGACCCGGAUGGGAUCCUGAACCACCUGCAGCACGUGACGUCGCCGGAGACGCAGCACGUGUUCGCGCUGCUGCUGGACGCCGCGGAGGCCUUCGACCUGUGCAUGAUCAAGCGCACGAGCUGCCUCACGCCGGCGCAGCGCCAGGAGCUGGUGCGGCGCGCGCGCGAGCCGCUGUCGCUGCUGGCGCAGGCGCGCGUGCAGCUGCGCCGGCUGCUCGGCACCUCCCUCGUCAGGGUCGCCCCCGACCUCGACAUACCCCCCACCCUCCGAAGCUACCUGCUCUUCGAGUAUAGUUAAACCGCCUUAACGGUAAAUAGAAGUAUAUUUUUGACUGGUUGCCUUGUGAUGCCACACGUAGGGGCAUAAAAGUAUAUUUGCUAUAAUUUUAUAAUA
Aricia agestis (brown argus) is the source of this 1704-nucleotide messenger RNA. RefSeq names its product ankyrin-3-like. The record is from RefSeq and is a predicted model, not a curated record. The transcript is spliced from 8 exons. Bases 217 to 1608 code for a protein of 463 amino acids. Gene Ontology annotation, molecular function: protein binding. Lineage: Eukaryota; Metazoa; Arthropoda; Insecta; Lepidoptera; Lycaenidae.